CAGGUGAUCUUGGAGAUCGACAACCGCUUCAAGGAGGCCUUCGAGCUGGACGGCGACUGGUUCGAGUCCGGCGGCUGGGGCCCGAAGCCGGGCGGCCGCCGCACCCUGCAGCCCGGGUGCGUGACCAGGCUGGAGCUCGCCAGCGAGGAGGUCUUCGCCGGGCUCCGGGGGCUGGCCUGGUUCGUCAGCCAGGGCAGCCACGACACGUACUUCAGCGUGGUCUUCUCCAACCCGCUCACCGGCGUGGCCGCCUUCGGCGCCUGGGCCGGCCCCCCCCCGGCGGAGCUGAUGCAGGAGCUGUACGUGUGCCCUCCCGUGACGGAGGGCGUCCAGGUGCCCCCCGGCAGGGGCACGGCGUGGAACAUCCUCGAGAGAGGCGCAACGGUGCGCAUCCGCGUGGUCAUCCUGGAGGACCUGGCCCCGAUCGACCUGCUGGCGUUCCCCCCACAGCGACCAGUGAAGCAGGCGGAGCAGGCGCCCACGGCGUCGCCCCCCAUCCCCGCCGAGCCCUCCGCGUGCCGGGCGAUAGUGCCGGCGAGCAGGGAGGACCUCGGCGCGGCGGC
Prorocentrum cordatum is the source of this 563-nucleotide messenger RNA. The record is from the annotation of a GenBank genome assembly. Lineage: Eukaryota; Dinophyceae; Prorocentrales; Prorocentraceae.